CCAAAAAUGUUCUCUUUGUUAAUUCGAUCUUCUGAGGGAAGCAAACGUAUUUUACAAUGGCUCCUGUCAAGCUCACCUACUUCAAAGCAACUGGCAUUGGAGAGCACAUAAGAUACUUGCUUUCUUACGGUGGCGUUGAAUUUGAAGAUUUUCGCGUCUCUACAAAUAUGGACGAAUUUGCCAAAAUGAAAGACAAACUUCCAUUGGGUCAACUUCCCGUUCUCGAAAUUGAAGGCAAAAAACUUUUCCACGCGGUUUCAAUUGCCCGCUUUCUUGGAAAUAGAUUCAACCUGGUAGGUGAUGAUGAAUGGGACAGGGUGACUUGUGAUCUUGCUGCUGACACCAUUACCGAUUUGAGAAUGGCUCUUGCCCCGUUUGCUUAUGAAAAAAAUGAGGAGGUAAAGAAGCAGAAACGAGACGAGGCUUUGACCAAGGCAAAAUAUUUUGUUGACAAGCUCGAAGGAUUCCUCGCCAAAAAUGGGGGCCACUUUUUGAAGGAUGAGAAGUUGUCUUGGGCCGAUAUUAAGCUUGCAGCAAUUAUUCCCUACCUUAUCCACAUGACAGGAGGUGAAGAUAUUUUUGCAGAGGCCCCCAAAAUCAAAGCCCUGAAGGCUAAGGUCGAUGCUUUGCCAGCAAUCAGCAAGUAUUUGGCAAACAGGCCAAAUGAAGCAUUUUAAUUGUGCAACUUUAUUCAAUGAUAGCAUAAAGUUUAAUGUAAAAAUUGUAAGAUUUUUUCAUUUUUUUAUUAAGGACAAAUGUGCAAAAUAAAUCCAUUCAAUAAAAUAGCUUAGAAGAUG
Molecule: messenger RNA, 797 nt
Organism: Neocloeon triangulifer
Lineage: Eukaryota; Metazoa; Arthropoda; Insecta; Ephemeroptera; Baetidae
Product: glutathione S-transferase-like
Exons: 4
Coding region: 57-677 (206 amino acids)
Biological process (GO): glutathione metabolic process
Molecular function (GO): glutathione transferase activity
Source: RefSeq, a predicted model, not a curated record